This is a messenger RNA of Schistocerca nitens (vagrant locust), 726 nucleotides long. RefSeq names its product dehydrogenase/reductase SDR family member 11-like. The transcript has 7 exons. NCBI's taxonomy places the organism in Eukaryota, Metazoa, Arthropoda, Insecta, Orthoptera, Acrididae. The record is from RefSeq and is a predicted model, not a curated record. Bases 1 to 726 code for a protein of 241 amino acids.
AUGCAGAGAUACGCGGAUCGCGUUGCCCUGGUGACGGGGGCCAGCUGCGGCAUAGGAGCCGCCAUCACGCAGGAGCUGCUCAGGCAGGGACUCACCGUCGUCGGCCUGGCGCGGAGGGUCGACAGGGUCAAGGUCAGAGCUCACCCCUUGCCAGAUGCCCCAGGAAAGCUGCACGCAAUCCAAGGGGACGUCAGCAAUGAAGAAAGCAUUCUCGCAGCCUUCAAGUGGAUAAAGGAUAACUUGUCGGGUGUUGAUGUCUUGGUCAAUAACGCUGGUAUUCAGCUCUUCAGUCUUUUGAUCUCUGCACCUACGGAUUUCUGGAGACGCAUCCUGGACGUGAAUGUGCUGGGUCUGAGUAUCUGCACCAGAGAAGCAGUGCAGGACAUGUUGGCCAGAGGUGUCGACGACGGCUUCAUCAUCCACAUCAGCAGCUUGGCUGCUCACACUCCGCCGUACAACAGUGACCUGGCGAUGUAUUACGCAAGCAAACACGCAGUCAAUACGCUGUUGGAAGGCUUACGUAAAGAUUUGGUCGCCAGGGGCAGCAAGAUACGCGUUGGGGCGAUUUCUCCUGGGCUGGUGAAGACUGAGAUUUUCUCUCAUUCAAAGAAAAUAACUUCAGACAUCUUCAACGUAGCGCCUUGUCUUGAAGCAGAGGAUGUCGCAAAUGCCGUAGUUUACAUGUUGUUUCAACAUCCGCGUGUACAGACUAUUGAUAAUCCAUGA